Messenger RNA from Misgurnus anguillicaudatus (oriental weatherfish), 5350 nucleotides. The record is from RefSeq and is a predicted model, not a curated record. Lineage: Eukaryota; Metazoa; Chordata; Actinopteri; Cypriniformes; Cobitidae.
ACAUUUGCUGUGGAGUGCUGGAAAUUAUACGGGAAAUUUUUUUUGCUCACUUCUCUCUUGACCCUUUAAAGAUAAACAGCGCUUACUGCCAAUAUAUCAAAGGUUGAAUUUACACAACAGCUCAUUUACGGGAAAUCUGAAAUGGACAGAUAAAAGUGAGACUGAGUAUAAAUUACGUGGGCUGCAGCUUACAGACGCUGUAUAGAAAAACAGACAAACAGACAUGAUGAAGGUGCAUCUGCUUUGUUUUACUGUCGUUCUUCUCUCCUCACCGCUCCUAACACUAUGUGACCCACUAUUUGUCCUGUCGGCUCCUAAUUUACUGAGGGUGGGUUCCUCAGAGAACGUGUUUGUGGAGGCUCAAGAUUACGAUGGAGGCAACAUAAAUGUGAAGAUCGUAGUGAAGAACCAUCCACACAAAAAUCAGGACAUCUUUUCUGAAACAGUGACCCUGACUGCGGACAACAACUACCAGCUCCUUACAAAAAUAAAGAUACCUGAUGAUAAAAACCAUUUCACCGAUGAUCCUCUGGAGAAGCAGUAUGUGUAUCUAGAAGCUCAAUUUCCUACCAAAGUUUUGGAGAAAGUAGUCAUGGUCUCAUUUCAGUCUGGAUAUAUAUUUGUACAAACAGACAAACCCAUCUACACACCGGGUAGCACAGUUCUAUACAGGAUUUUCUCUCUGACUCCAAACCUGCAUCCACUUAGUCAAUCUGGAAUCUCAGUGGAUAUCAUGAAUCCACAAGAGAUCACAGUCUCAACAGAGAAGGUAUUUCCAGUGCAAGGGAUUAAGUCCGGAAAAUAUCAAAUCCCAGAGGUUGCCAGUCCUGGGAUCUGGAAGGUGGUCACACGGUAUGCAAACACUCCACAGAAGACAUUCACUGCAGACUUUGAAGUCAAAGAAUAUGUGCUUCCAACCUUUGAAGUCAUUUUAAGUCCCAGAAAAGUGUUCUUCUAUGUGGGUGAUGAAAGUCUAACAGUCGACAUAACUGCAAAGUAUCUCUUUGGGCAGAAGGUAGAUGGACAAGCAUUUGUGGUGUUUGGUGUGAUGGACGAAGAUAUCAAAACAAGCAUUGCUGCCUCUCUACAAAGAGUUCUGAUAAAAAAUGGAAAGUGUGAAGUAGUUCUGACCAGGGAGAUGAUCCUAAAGACCUUUCCAAACAUGAAUCAGCUGGUUGGAAAGUCAAUCUUUGUUUCAGUCGGUGUUUUAACAGAGACCGGCAGUGAAAUGGUAGAAGCACACAGGAGGGGCAUUCAGAUUGUGACGUCACCAUACACCAUCCACUUCAAGAGGACACCUCAGUUCUUCAAACCUGGAAUGUCUUUUGAUGUCUCGGUUUAUGUGACAAAUCCUGACCAGACACCUGCUGUAAAUGUGCCAGUAGAGGUCAACCCUGAAGUGGUCAGAGGUCAAACAAAAGCCAAUGGCAUUGCAAAAGUCACCAUCAAUUCAGAGGGAGGAUCUUUAACACUGCAGAUCACCGUAAAGACAACAGUCCCGACAUUACAAGCUGAACAGCAGGCAGUGAAGACGAUGACAGCUCAGGCCUAUAAACCCCAAACCAACAACUACCUGCACGUUGGCAUUGAUGCUGCAGAGCUUGAAAUUAAUGAUCAAAUUAAAGUCAAUCUGUACACUGGAAAAAGUCCAGGAGUCAAAGGUCAAGAUUACACAUACAUGAUCACCAGUAAAGGGCAGAUUGUGAAGGCAGGCAGGUUUAAGAGAACAGGACAAUCUCUGGUGACUCUGUCUCUACCUGUAACCAAAGACAUGGCUCCGUCCUUUCGCUUCGUGGCUUAUUAUCAUGUGGGUACAAAUGAGGUGGUGUCUGAUUCAGUCUGGGUUGAUGUGAAGGACACGUGCAUGGGAAAGCUUGAACUUCAGGUACAGGACAAGGACAAUCAUUACAGCCCAGGUGAUGAGUUCAGCUUGCAAAUAACCGGAAACCCUGGAGCAAAAGUUGGACUGGUGGUGGUUGACAAGGCUGUGCAUGUGCUCAACAAGAACAGAUUAACUCAGUCUAAGAUCUGGGACAUCAUUGAGAAACAUGACACUGGUUGUACAGCAGGCAGUGGUAAAGACAGUAUGGGGGUUUUCUAUGAUGCUGGUUUGAUGUUUGAGUCAAGCACUGCUGGAGGAACCAGCACCAGAACAAUCCCUGAAUGUCCUGUCCCUUCAAGGAGAAGACGGAGAUCUGAGAGUAUUCUGCAGGUCACCACGACACUUGCUAGUAAAUACACUGGUGAGCAGAAGAAGUGCUGUGUGGAUGGAAUGAAGGAAAAUAAACUCGGCUACACCUGUGAACGACGAUCCACAUACAUCAUAGAUGGACAAGAAUGUGUUCAGGCUUUCCUGCACUGCUGUAACCAGAUGAAAACCAGCAAAGAGAAAGCUGGAGAGGAAGAGUUGAUUCUGGCUCGUAGUGAAGAAGAUGAUGACAAGUAUACAUCAUCUGAUGAGAUUGUGUCACGGACACAGUUCCCUGAGAGUUGGCUUUGGGAGGAAGUAACACUCCCCGCUUGCAAAAACAAUAACUGUUUAACAACAACACUCACCAAAGAAAGAAUCUACCUGAAAGAAUCUAUCACUACUUGGCAAAUCUUAGGGGUCAGCCUGUCAGACACAAAUGGUAUCUGUGUGGCAGAUCUUCAGGAGAUGAUCGUUUUAAAGAAUUUUUUUAUCGACCUCAAGAUGCCGUACUCAGCCGUUCGCAAUGAGCAACUGGAAAUCAAAGCAAUUAUUCACAAUUACACAAAACAGAAGACGAAGGUGCGCGUGGAGUUUAUGGAGACAGAAAGCGUUUGCAGUUCUGCUAGUAAAAAGCGUAAAUACAGACAAGUGGUUGAAGUUGACCGUCUUUCUACAAGAUCUGUCCCAUUUGUGAUUAUUCCAAUGGAGCUGGGCAAUCACCAGAUUGAGGUGAAAGCUGCAGCAUAUGAUUCUGUCAACACUGAUGGAGUGAUAAAGACCCUGAAGGUGGUGUCUGAGGGUGUAUUAAUGCAGCUGAUGGAGAAAAAUGUGGAGCUUAGUCCUUCUAAGAUAGCAGGUGGAGAACAACAUGAAGUUAUACGAACUGACGCACCACCUGACCAGGUUCCAAACACACCUGCUAGCACUCUCAUCAGUGUAACUGGUGAGGCUAUAACUCAAACAGUCGAGCAGGCAAUCAGUGGAGAUUUCAUGGAUCGACUUAUUAUCCAGCCACAUGGGUGUGGAGAGCAGAACAUGAUCCACAUGACUCUUCCUCUCAUUGCCACUCAUUAUCUGGACAGGACCAAUCAGUGGCACACCGUCGGCAUGGAGCGCCGUAAUGAAGCUAUUAACCAUAUCAACACAGGUUAUAAGAGGGAGCUGGCCUACCGCAAAACAGAUGGGUCCUAUGCUGCGUGGAUAGACAGAGCCAGCAGCACAUGGCUGACAGCAUACGUAGCUAAAGUCUUUGCAAUGGCCAAUCACCUCAUUGCUGUCGAAGAAAAUGUGCUCUGCAGCGCCCUCAAGUGGUUGGUGCUCAACAAACAAUUACCAGACGGGUCUUUCAAAGAGGAUGCACCUACAGUUCAUGGGGAGAUGGUUGGUGAUGUACGGGGCAAAGAUGCUGAAUCUUCUCUGACUGCGUUUGUUCUGAUCGCCAUUCAGGAGGGCAACAAAAUCUGUGCCAAAUCAGUCAGUAGUCUUCAUGACAGUAUGAGAAAGGCGGUUGGCUUUUUGGAAGGUAAACUUCAAAAACUGAGCAAUCCUUACGCUGUUGCUAUGACGUCCUACGCCAUGGCCAAUGCAGAGAAACUCAACGAUGAUAUGUUGAUGAAGCAUUCCACUAAACAGGAAGCCGGAACUGCUUGGAUUGUCCCAGGACAACAUCAUCAUUCUCUAGAGGCCACGGCCUAUGCUGUGCUCGCUCUCGUAAAAGCAAAACAAUAUGACAAAGCGGGAGAAGCUGUGCACUGGCUGGCCAGACAAAAAACUGACUCCUAUGGUUCUGGCUAUGGUUCUGGCACCACACAGGCAACCAUCAUGGUAUUCCAGGCAGUAGCUGAAUAUCGCACACAGGUAAAGAACGAUCAAAACUUCAAUCUAAACGUGGAGCUGAGUGUGGCAGGAAGACACAAAACAGUCACAUGGUCAAUCAGUAAAGAUAACGCACACGUCACACGCUCAGACAAGAUUGACAUAAAUAAGAACUUCAAUGUAACUGCUAAGGGAACUGGAACGGCGACUCUUUCUGUGCUUACCCUGUACUACGCCAAACCUGCUGAGAAGAAUUCUGACUGCAAACACUUUGAUCUAAGUGUUAAAAUUGAACGAGAAAGUGUCGUGAACUAUCCAGGGGCUGAAGAAAGUUACAAGCUUACUAUGGAAUUCUUCUACAAAAAUGAAACAAGAGAUGCCACCAUGAGCAUACUGGAUGUGGGCUUACUGACAGGGUUUAAAGUGGAUGAAAGAGAUCUCACAGAGUUGGCCACAGGGAAAGACAGAUUUAUUCAGAAAUUUGAGAUGAACAAAGAGCUCUCAGAGCGAGGGUCACUCAUCCUCUACGUAGAUAAGGUCUCUCGAACAGACAGAGAAAGAAUUGCCUUCAGAAUGCGUAAGAUGAAUAAAGUGGGUUUGCUUCAACCUGCUGGAGUCACUAUAUAUGAAUAUUAUUCACCAGAUGCACGCUGUACAAAGUAUUACCAUCCUGAAAAGGAAGAUGGCGCUCUAAACAGAUUAUGUCUUGGAGAUUUGUGCCAGUGUGCAGAAGAAAACUGCAGUUAUCAAAAUAAAAAGAAGGUUGAAGAAGAGGACCGUUUGGAUAAGGCUUGUGAAGCUGGCAUGGAUUAUGUUUAUAAAGUCACAGUGGUGGCUAUGAAUCUGGCGAGACACUCAGAUGUCUAUAAAAUGAAAGUGGACCAGGUGUUAAAAGAAGGCACUGAUGAAGGCGUUGAAGGAAAAGAGAGAGACUUCCUGGCUCAUCCCAAUUGCAGGAAAUCUUUGGGAUUCCAAGAAGGCAAGUCGUAUCUCCUCAUGGGCAAAUCCACUGAUCUGCCAAAGCUCGACGCAAGAAUUCAGUACAUCUUAGGUGAGCAGACCUGGAUCGAGUACUGGCCCACAAGAACAGAGAGUCAAACAGAUGGGUAUAGAGAAAGAUACCUGGGCAUCUCUACACUCGUCCAUAAACUCUUUAAAGAAGGAUGCAGUACUUAAUUGUGUGUUGUUUGUUUGGUUUUUUUGCAGAAAAUUAAACAUCUUGCAAUUGCAUUCUUACAGAAUAAAUGUUUAAAAAUAUUGUUUGUCAAAAUACUUUGUUAAAUUUUAUCACUUUGUUUAAGAUUCAUUUAAUAAAAAAAAAUGUUAAUGUGUGGCUCUACUUAA